Molecule: messenger RNA, 881 nt
Organism: Heterotrigona itama
Lineage: Eukaryota; Metazoa; Arthropoda; Insecta; Hymenoptera; Apidae
Source: the annotation of a GenBank genome assembly
AUGAAAAGUAAAAACGAAAGCCUUAAGGGUUUUAAAAGUAAAUAUACAAUAUUUUGUUGAAUGUAACAAUCAAUUUAUUUAUUUAAAUAAGUUUUUAUUUAAAUUAUUCAAUUUGUAGCACUAUGGCUUCAAUUUGACGAAGAAACUAUUGACAAACAUCAACUAUUUUUUAAAGAGCAUUCAAUUAGAAACCAAGACUCGAAAUAUCCCAAAGGAAGAACACUAUUUAUGUUAAAUAUUCCUCCCUAUAUUACACAUAAAAUUUUAAAAGUUGUAUUCAAUAAUUUGUGUGGAAUUGUGUCUAAAGUUUAUUUUACAACUCCAAGGGGAUUUAAAGCAGCAUACAUAGUCUUUGAAAAAGAAUCUACUUUAGAAAAAGCGUUAGAAAUUUGUGAUGGACAUGUAGUAACAUUAAAUAAAUGGUGCUUCAAAUACAAUCGUGCUUCACUGCAUAAUGAAAAAGUAUUAAAAAAGAAGAUUGAAGCUUAUAUGCAAAAUUAUGACCAAAAAAUUGCUGAGAAGAUAGCAAAAGAAAAAGCAAUGGAAGAAGAAGCAGAGAAUGAUGGUUGGGUAACUAUUACAGGACGAAAAAAAAGAGGACAAUUUGCACUUUCCAGAAAAGAAUCCACAAUUAACAAAGUGCAAUACAAAGAAGAACAAAAAAAUAAAAAAAAACAAUUGCUUAACUUUUAUACUUUCCAAAUUCGUGAGAGUAAAAAACAAAGUAAGUUUUACAUUAUAUGAGCUUCAAUGUUUAUGUAUAAUUUCCAUAUUUCAUUAAAUUUUUUUCUACAGAUUUGGCGGAAUUACGAAAAAAAUUUGAAUUAGACAAAAAAAGAUUACAAGAUCUAAAAUCUAAGAGGACAUUCAAACCAUUUUAA